Molecule: messenger RNA, 34603 nt
Organism: Toxorhynchites rutilus septentrionalis
Lineage: Eukaryota; Metazoa; Arthropoda; Insecta; Diptera; Culicidae
Gene: tai
Product: nuclear receptor coactivator 1
Exons: 18
Coding region: 2096-7678 (1860 amino acids)
Biological process (GO): cellular response to hormone stimulus; positive regulation of transcription by RNA polymerase II
Cellular component (GO): nucleus
Molecular function (GO): protein dimerization activity; nuclear receptor binding
Source: RefSeq, a predicted model, not a curated record
GUGAAUCGGUUGUUGCUUAGCUCAGUACGUGUCCCGCGUCAUUGCCGUGUGUUCACCGUGUCCUACCGUGUGCGUGUGCAUGUCCGGUAACACGAUCAUUAGCAUCGCGGAGAACAGCAUCCCGAUCGUCGCUAUUUCGUGCGCGUCUGUGAAGAUCUAUCACCACGCAGGGUUCAGGAUUUGCACGGGUUAUUUAGUGGCGGUGAGUCGUUUAUUGUGUCCCCGAGGCUGGAGAACACAGAAGGGUGUGUGAAUCAGCAGCGUUGAAAUGUUAGGACGUGUGUCGACCAACGUCACACACCUGAAGAGCAGCAAGGACUCGCCACCGAUUUCCGUUUGCAGUGAUUUCCUGCUCGGUGGCCAGAGCGACACGAAAAAACGCAGUACGAAAACGGCAGCAGUUUCGGGCAGAAGGGAAGCGAACAAAAAAUAUUUCAAAACUUGUUCUUGUUGCGGCCAGCAGCAAGCCAACAUAGUUGUAGUGGCAGCUCGCGCUGCGUUGUGAAGACUCCCUGGAAACGAGAGCCAAGUGUGUGCUGUAGCCCCCAAGAUCGGUGGUGAUGAAUUUGAACACGUAGUUUUUUCCUGUUGUUGUUAGUAAAAGUAUGAAAAUAUGUGGCAGCAACAGCAGCAGCGGCGUCGAGAUAGACGACGUAUGCAACAGAAUGAAUGACAACAGAAAGCAGCCACAACCGGAAUAAGCUUUGCACAGAUCGAGAAAUGGAAGAAAAAAUGAUCCGUGCGAAGGUCUCACGAAAAACCAAGUGAAUCAUAACAUUGGAAAAAGGCUUUAGUGUGUAAAAACUGAAACCGUGAUGGUUACACAUGUUAUCAAAUGCUACAUCGGAUUAGAAGCAAGUUAUAAGAAAUUAAUAGAUUUUAUCGCAUAGAAACUCGUGGAAACAACACAAAAAAAUAUAUAUAAAAGAAAGCAAAACCAAAGUGUCAAGCUUUAAAAAGCGCUCGGUGGAAGUGGAGAAAGAAGAUAAAGACACAUCCCGAAAGCGAAGGGAAACCAAUUUUACAACAUCAUUAUCAGCAAAGUGAAUUGUGGUUUUUCGAUAAGCCGCCUCUAGUUGUUGCGAGUUGCGAGUUUUGUGCUGCCAGAGAGCUGCUGAAGUGUGCGCGUAGAGAGCGCGUAGAACAGCAAAUCUUGUUACAAUCUUGUUGAGAGUUUGUGAGUUUUUGUUUUCUGUCAUUCAUCUUCUCGUUAUCGUUGUGGUUUUUACUCAAAAUUAAAAAAAAAAGAAUAAUUGUUGUCAUUGAUGUUAUUUCGCUGAGAGAAGAUUUUAUGGUCCACAUAUCUAAGAUAUAGUUACAUACACACAUGAAUACACAAAUCGAGGUGGAAUGUGUUCUGAAAUGCUACUCCCCGUUUGAAGGAAGAGCCGCCGCCAGGAAGAAAAGUGUGCUAAGUGAUUCGUUGAAGAGAUGGGAACCGAUAAAAGCAGUGAAUAAUAACGACGAAUAAGUUGUGUGGUGUGUUAUAUCGACCAAGAAGAGAGAAACGCGUAAAACACGAGAGCAAAUAUUGAAUCGAAAGAAGAAAAAAAAUUGUAGUGCUUGAAUGAGAGAGGCCAGAUCAAAAGAAAACCAAAACUCGGAAAGGAAAAGUAAAAUAUAGUCCUUGCGGAGGAAUUACGAGCUGAAUUGAAAAAUGAAAAAAGAAAAAUAAAUAAGCAAAAGGAGCCAAAAAAGAGUUGCGCUUUCGGUGUGGUGAUUUAUUUUGGUGCGCACGGUUGUGUGAGUGUGUGCGGGUUGCGAUUCCAUUCGAGCAGCGCAUAUGUGGUCGUGUGUGUGUGCGAGCCGGGAUCAGCGCGCUUCUCAUGAUUAGUGAUUAUUCCGCGGUUUUAGGCUUUGUUGUGUUCUGUUUAUUAUCAUAAGCACCCGACGGGCAAAUUUUGUUCGGUGUGUGUUGAUUUUAUUUUGUGUUCAACAAAUUUUCUCCGGCUGGGAAGUGAACAAACAGUGCCUCAAAAUUUGGGAUUACUCUCUAGAAUCGGUGGCUGGCGUAUCAGCGACCACGGAGCGAUUAACAGCUCCCCCGGCGCCUCCCCAGGGCCACUCGCCCCUUCAACUUCUGGAUGAGCCUCAUAUGUCCAUUGCUGCGGCUGAAAAUGCAGGGCUCAGCCCAUGUGAACUUCCACUGCCAGAUCAGUGGCUUGUCCACACACAGCUCUCACAGCUAUCUCAGACGUCACAACAGCAACCGUACUCAUCAUCGUCUUCGCAAGCCAGUGGCCAGAGUUUGGGAUUGGGUGGACUGCAGCAUACAACGCAACCGCAACAUUCGGCGGCCAGUUCCCAGUCACAGCAACCGUCAGCAGCAGCCUCGCAUCCCCACCUGCAGCCGAAAAUAAUGAACGCGGUGGUUCCGGCUGUGUCUGUUCCGGCAGCAACCAAGAAGAUUCGUAGAAAACAAGAUACCAAGGCUUCCUCUUUCCCAUCCGUACAGCCCCAGUCACAGCUCAACAAGUGCAACAACGAGAAGCGACGUCGCGAGCUGGAGAAUGAAUACAUCGAACAGCUCGGCGAGUUUCUCCAGAUCAACAAGCGGGAUAUGAACGCUUGCAAACCGGACAAGGCAGCGAUACUCAGUGAAGUUGUGCGAACGUUUCGUCGUCUGUUGGAGCAAGGCAAUCGGGAUUUAACCAGUACGACAAACCGCUGCUCCAAGUGUUCGCCCGAUUGUAGCGACUCGUGCAAGCUGCAUCCCGUCCAGCAGGGGGAGGUUUCCUCAACCGAACCACCACUGCCGGAACCCUCGGUAAACGGUCACUCGCCGGAGAAGUCGGCCUACUUCGAGGCGGUCCAGCACUACAUCUCCAACGUUGGCUGGGCCCUGCUCGAGAUCAACUCGGAGGGCGUGAUCGAGUGCGCCACCGAGAACGUCGUGGAAGUGCUGCACUACUCGCGCACGGAACUGCACGGACAGUCUAUCUAUUCGUACCUGCAUACCGGUGAUCAUUCGAAGCUGAGUCCUAUUUUGAACAAGAACUCGUUUGAGCUGAACUGGGAUCAAGAUGAGAUGUUCUAUCAGACACCAAAGCGAACGAUUCGGACGAAAAUUCGCUGGCUACUGAAAGCGCCGGAGAGUGCCAACGAUACGAUCGAGCAGAAGCAGCAACGCCAGGACAAAUACAAGGAUCUACUCAUCAUUUCGGCUCCCGUCAAGGAUGAUAUCGACGCCGAGUCGUCGUCGGUCCUUUGCCUAAUUACCCUACCGGAGGACGAACACCAGGACCCCGUCGAAACCAACACUAUGCCACAGACGCUGGACGAGCAGCUGACGCUCAAGCUGGAUAUGAAUGGCACCGUGACAGAUAUUGAUUCAGUGACGCUGAGGAAACAAUACGCAGGGUAUCUCACCAAAGAGACUGUACGGUCAAUCCAUGAUCUCUGCCACUACCAGGAUCGUCCUCGUUUAAACGAACACCUCAACAAUGUGAUGAAGGCGAACGGAACCGCUCAGAUUUCGUCGUAUCGGUUGCGUCUCGGCGGACCGGAUGUGUAUGUGCAUGUGAAAGCCCAAACAAGAUUAUUCCGCAACAACAGACCAAACGAGCCGGACUUCAUAAUGGCCAUCCAUACGCUUCUGACUGAUAAUGAGGUGGCGUUGUUGGAAAGUGGGCAGACGAACAGAAACAAUCCAUCUUCAUCGUCGGCUUCGAGUCUGGCAAUGCCGAGUACGAGCAGUGGAGGUACAUCGCGCCAGCUGCAACAGAUCACGCAGGGAGUUAGCAACAUGGGUGGGCCCCUGAUGUCCAGUAUACUGAACGGGGGAGGUAACAGUUCAGGCCCAAGUGGAUCUGGUGGAACCAGUGGUUUACCAGGAUCUUUGGUAUCGGUUGUGUCUCCACGGAGUAAUCCAAACUCGUCGCUAUUCUGUACGCAAUCGUCGGAUAGUUCUAACUUAUUCAAUUCGGACUUUGAGUUUGAAUUUCCACAUUCCACAUUCGAUAUGGAGUCUGUUGGUGUAGGCUGGGAUUCCAGGCCGGAUUCGCGGACCAGUAUAACCCCGGUCAGUACCCCUCGUCCUCCCUCAGUCACCGCGUACAGUCCUGCCACGGCUCCGAUGUGUCCUUCUCCGUUAACCCCGUAUCACUCGGGUAGUGCCGGAGGCCAGCCUUCCCCCUCAAACAACAACAAUACUAAUCAGCAGGUUAACAACAACAACAACAAUAACAGCAGUAUGACAAAUAACAACAAUGCUGGUCCAUUCGGGAACAACUUCCAGUUCCAGUUCGACGAUAAGGAGAAGAUCCAGGACCAAAUCCAUCAACAGCAGCAGCAACUUCUCCAGCAGCAGCAGCAGCAGCAGCAACAACAACAACAGCAGCUUCUGCAGCAGCAGCAGCAGACACAGCAACAGAUGGCCUCACAUGACUCAGAACGAUUGCGUAAUCUACUGACAACCAAACGACCUCACUCAAAUGCCUCGUCCUCGUCCGGUCUGGAUAUGGACCAUGACCAUCGGAACCCGAACCGGAUUCUGAAGGGCUUACUAAAUUCCGAAGAAGAUAAGGAUAAUAAUGGAAAUAAAUUAAGUACCACAACUCUUUCACAACGUAUACCUCAGUCAGUUAGAGCUCAUCAGUCGCAGGGUAGUGGUAGUGGUGGCUUAGGGGGCAGCCGUCCGGGCAGUGAGAACAAGUCUGGUAGCAAUAAUAUGCUAUUGCAGCUACUGAACGACAAGAGCGACGACGACGAUUUGGAAGGGCGAAAUCGGCCGAGUGAACUGCUGAGACAACUGCAAAAGGUGAAGGAUGAACCCAGGGAACACCCGGCCCCGCUCAACAACGAGGAGCUGAUCCAGAUGCUCCGAUUCCAGGGCAACGAUCGCAAGCGACCCUCGAACGAACCGGACGAGGGUGCCGCCGCGAAGCGACCCGACGAUAAACCGUCCAAACUGCGGGAGAAAAAUAAAAUGUUGGCAUCACUGCUGGCAAACCCGGCCAAGGCACCGACGCCCCUGCUGCCGGGUCAUCUCCCGCUGAACCGUAUCAUCCCCGAUAUACCCAUUUCCAACGUGGCGCGCCAGAUGGCCAGCGUUACCAGCUCGACGCCUCCAAAUCAGACCAUCAACAACAACAACCUUACCACCAACAACAACAAUCUGAAGCAAGUGCAACAGAUGAACCAUCAGCUGCGGAUGCAGCAGCAGCAUCAGAUGCGCAAAGCGUCAAUGCCUUCGCAAUCACAACAGCCACCUACUUCAUCCGAUAUCUACCUCAACCACCAGCAGCAGCAGGCGCUGCUCCAGCAGCAGCUGAUUGCCGCCCAGCAGCGGGCCCAGAGCUUCUCCCCGGCGAUCCAAGAUUCGGGCAUUGGAUCGGUCGGAAGCGGCCCGUUCGUGACGCCUGCCCUGGCCGCAUCGACAACUAGCCAUCCGACGCCCGAAUGGGACCCAGAGCUGAACGAAAUACUUAACCACGUUAUCGACAUCGCACCGGAGGGAAAUUUUGGCGACUGCGAACUCAAUAGUCUUUUAGGUAUAAGUUCCAUUGAGUCAUCCUCAACAGCCGCUCCAUCCCAAUCAAGUCAGCAGGAUAUGCAGGAAAAGCUAGCCAUCAAUGCUAUCCAAAAAUCUCUGAUGCAAAUCGAAAACGUUACCUCUCCGAUGCAGUAUAGUGGUAGUCCGCCGGCUUAUCCAAUGCACGGGAUGGCCUCGGGAGGUUCCCCGGCUGGUCAAAUGCAGAACACCCCUGGAACUCCAACAACACCCAAUCCUAACUUUACACCGCCUCCAGUGUACACGCCCCGAAUGCGAAUGUCUGGACCCGGACCGGGGGUUGUAGGUCAACUAGGGAACGGUUCCACUCUGCCCAACGCCCUAGCCCUCCAGAAACUGCAGAGUCACCAGCGUGAACGAUUGCUCCAGGAACAGCAACGACAACGGCUGCUCCAACAGCAGAAGCAGCAGCAGAUGGUCGUACCGGUGAAUGCUACCGCUAGUGCUGACCUUAACCUGGGCCUUACUCCAGGUAUGCAAAAUAUCGAGUCGCUUCUGAACAACACCGUCGCACCGAAUGUUUCGUUGACCCGAGCUAACAGCGUAGUGCCGGACUCACAGCUCAGUCCCGGAUUCUCGCCUGGGCAGUUGAUUCAGCAGCAACUCAGUCCCAACCAGCGGAAUCAACUCAGUCCACAGCAAACAGGUUUUCAAGGCAACCCUUUCAACAACAAUCCAAGCCAUCGGAUGUCACCUCAACAUCAACAACAUUUGGUAGCGGGAUUUCAGCAAAAUAACAGCGGUGGGCAGCAGUUAUCGCCAAGGCAGCCUCCUUUCAGUAGUGCCCAACAGAUACCGCAGUCCAACGCAGCCACUCUUCAGCAACAGCAACAGCAGUGGCAACAAAGCGCCCAAGCCCGCCUAUCAAUUCAACAACAGAACCCAAUGCUCAAUGCUCAAUUGUCGACGGUGGCCGGUUUCAACUCAGGUGCAGCCAGCCGAUCGUUUGUGACUCCACAGCGGCAACGAUCACUUAACUCCCCUGGAACCCAGCGACAAAGUUCGUUCGGUGGAACGGUAGAUAGCGGUGGCUUUCCCGGACCACCUAGUCCAUCGCAAGGUGGUGGUGCCAGCUCAGGACUCAACCCCGGAAAUCCUGUCUUUGCCAGUCAACAGAUGAGACUACAGCGACAGGGAAGUGUUCCUCCACAGGCUACCCAGCAUCUACCAGGAUCGCCACGUCCCUCGUACGGUGGACAUGGACCUGGUCCGGAUGCUAGUGGCUAUGGGAUGAUGUUCAGCAAUGCCGCAAUGCAGCAGCACACGGCGGGCUCACCAGGCGAUUAUUUUAAUCGUAGUCAAACUGGUAAGAAGCAUCACGACCACCACCACCACCACCACAACCAACGAACACGCACGCACACGAACCAAUCCAUGAAGCGCUCACACAUCCAAAAAAGUUCCAACGGUGGACUGAACUCAUCGGAACUGGUCCGGCAGGAGCUGAGGGCCGUAGUCAGUGGUAGGGCACAAAAUGCAGCGAGUGGCGGUGUUGGCGGUACGGGCGGCCUGCGGACACCGCAAAGUCCAAUCGGUAUGCCGCCUAUGUCGGUGUCUGCGGCCAGUGGCGGAGGCAGCGGAGGAAGUGGCAUAAACGUAAUGGCUGGAAUGGGAGGAAUUGGCCCCGGUAAUGCUAGCAGCAACAAUGGUGGCAGUAUUGUCGGAGGCGCUCAGGGACCUGGUAGUGUGAACAGUGGGGGCGGCGGUGUAGGAGGAGGAGGAGGCGGAGGGGGAGGCGGAAUAGUAGGUGGUAGUUCUGGAAUGGGACCGGGAAAUAACGGUUCCUUACUAAGUCCCGGUAUGGGAGGUAUCACAGGGAAUCUAGUUAAUAGCGGAGGUGGUGGUACAGCAGGAGGCGGCACAGGAGGCAGCGGAGGAGGAAGUAAUACGGGCAGCGGGGACAGCAUGCAGACAUCACAGUUACCAAGUACGUCGUCGUUACUCAACACACCGGGCGACAUGGAUCCAUCGAUGCUAUUCAAUUUUCACCUCGCGCCGAAAGAAAUUGGCGAAUCGAUUCUAGAUAGUAAAUUAUUAGCGUCUUACGAAUGGCCAUCGGGAGCUGACGAAAAUGUCAACCCUGUCAAAAGGAAUACUUCGGAGGCAAUACGAGUCGGUGACCCGAAAAAUUCAUCCCUCCUUCUGCAAAAACUUCUGUCGGAUUAAAGUGAUAAAGUUGUGUUAGGCUUUCCAGAGUUGAGCUGUUUUUGUUUUUUUGUUCUUCUUUUCUUCAAUCUAAAAUUACUAAACAAAAUUAUUAUUAUAUUACACAAGUGGGGCGCGCAAGUUAGCGCAAUUCGGUUCAAUGAGUUUUUGGCAAAAAAAUCAAACAUAAAAAAACAACAAAAAAACGUUAUUCACUAAUUUGGUAUUAACACACAAGAAAUUAGAGAUGGGAUGUCAUGUGAAUGUGAUGUAUGUGAAUAUAGGAAGAGAACACACACACAAAAGUGAUGGUUAUUGCGUUGUAAAUAUUAGUUAUUGUAAAGUGUAAACCAAGUAUAUAAUUUAGGUACGUAUAUACAGAUACAAGCUUAGAAACGUAAACAGAAAUAUAAAUAUUAAAAAAAAGCAGAAAACAAAGUAAGGCAAAUAGAAAUACCUCUAACGUUAGUUCAAACAAAUAACUAAACAAAAGUGUUAAACUUAAAGGUGUAUCUAAAGUAACCAAAAAAACAAAACGAGACACAAGAACAGCAAACAAUAAGAGCGCGGGAAUCGGGUGACAAAUCGCGGAAUCGGUCGAAUUGGUCGAACAAAAAGGACAGACGGAAAACACGUACGAGAUGAGGACUCGGCCACUUCUCGUACCCAAAGAGACUUGCGAGCGAGCGAGCAAAAAACGACAAAAACGAACACUGUUACGAAAAAGAAAAUCUAAAAGAAACAAAAAAAAACUCACAAACAAUGGUUUCGCAUUUAUUAUUAAAAUCAGAAGUGAAACAAGUUAAAUAGUAGUAAAGCGAGAAACACUCAGAGAAAAAAAGGAAAGCAUGGGCUUUAGCGGCUGGAAGUUAUCCAGCAAUAAGAGCACGAUUAAAAAAAAAAUCAUGAUUGUUCAUAGAUGUUUCCUCCUAGAGAACAUAUAUUAUUAACAAACAAACAAACAAACAAACAAACAAACAAACAAAUGAGCACUCUAAUAGCCAUCGCCUGACCCCUCGCCGUCUGUGUUAAUUUGUGUGCAAAUAGCGAACAGUCUUAAAACGUCGUGCGUCGUGAGUGUGAGUGACCUUAGCUGCGUGUUUGAGAAGAAUUCUACGAACCGAGGAGAACCGAGAAGGAACGUGUGCUGUGAUAAUUAUUUCUUUUUGGGAGAUCGCGACUCCGAUCGGUAAUCUGCUGGGAGAGAAAUGGAAUUCAAGGCUAGGCUAGGCAGGGAAAGAGGAAGGGUCGAAUUCAGGAUCAGGGGCCCCCAGCCCGAAAGAUGAGAAAAAGAGGAAGAAAGGGUAAAUCAAUGAUUAUAGGUGAUAGUUUUAAAGGUGAAAAGUGAAACUACGUAGGUACCUCUUAUUCCCACAAACGCUAUUUAUCAGAGAGACAUGUUUAAAGUUGAAGCUAAAUUAUUGUAAAUUUUGUACAUCUUAUGUUUUUGUUUUUCGAAUGGCAAAGCCAAACGGCGCUUAGCAACAACAUUUGCACGCAGAGCAUCAAUUUGGCUAUUGAACCUUAAUACUAUUUGACUAUUAUCCGGUUGUGUCCCAUUCGCCCGAAACACGUUUACCCGAAGCACAUUUACUGUGUAACAAAUACCCGAAUGGACAUUUACGCGAAUGCGACAAAUACCCGAAUACAACAUUUAUCCGAAUGGAAUGUUUACCCGAAUGAAGAAGGAAGAAUCAGUUUUGUCGAAUCUCCUGUUACGAAGUUACGAAGUUUACAUGAGAAAUAGUCAUGAGGAAAUUCGAAAAAGAUGUUGAAGAUUUCGCUGUGUCAUUUUUAGAAAUUAGUGUAGUCACAAUUGACAUGCCGUUUUCUUUCCUUUCCGUAAUGCUCUUUAAGACCAAGAGAUCAUUCAGAAAUAAGCAUGGAUAAUGGAAUAUUCUGAAAAUAAAGCAGGUAAUUUUAACAUAAAAACUUAAAUUGAAAAUGUGAAAAGAAUAGAUAAGAACAAAAAUGGUACCGUAAACCGGGGGCAAAUUGAUCACGAUUUUCAGAAAAAAGUGAAUUUUUCAGUAUUAUUCUGUUACCUUAAUACCCAAUUAUUUCAAAACCAGUACUGGUGCUAAGACCACGAAACGCUAUGGAUAGUUUUGUUAAAAGAAAUCCUUAAGCGUUAAUUUGGAAAAUUUUUAGCGAAGAUUUUCAAAACAUAGCUUCGGAAUGAAAUUGACCAAUUUUUGUUUUUCAUGAUUUUCUACUGUGUUGUGUACAAUAGAGGCGAAUGAACUGCACAGUUUAAAGCCUCUCAAAAACAAAGAAUGAAUGUGUACAAAAUAGUAUAGAAAAUCAUUGCUUUCUUCAUCUACGGUCAUUUGAUUGUUAAUUCAAGGGUUUAAGGAUACGAAAACCUGAUUUAAUCCACCCAAAGGUGUGGUCAUGUCUUACCAUAACUCUAUCUAAGAACUGAUCUGCAAGUCGUCCGGUUUUUUGUAAAAUAGUUUUGACGUGGUACUACGUCUAACCGGAAUAUAUUAGGGGUAAAACGAAAACCUAAACACAGAACAUGGAGGAAAAAAUGAAAGAUUGCGAAUGCUUAUAACUCGAACAUUUCUUACUGGAUUGGAAAGAUGUUUGCAUCAAUUGAUAGGGAAUAUUUCUACGUAUCUAUCGCAAUUAAUGAAAUGUCAUUUUUCAUUAGAUAAACAAUUGAAUAACUGUAAAAUGUUAAGCGUUAUCCAAACGCUCUAUGUGCCCUGUUUUGAUUGAUCCGAUUUACGGUUUCCCCAACACAGCCAUCGGGAAAUCGGUAUUGGAAAUACAUGAAAGUAGGGGGAUGUUUGUUCUCACUGAAAUGUGUUCCCUAACACAGACUUCAGAACCAAAGUGUCUGGAUCACUCAAAUAGAAGAAGCAGCUUCUAAUAAAAAUAGCACCCUCUCUUGGGUUCCCGGUCAUACCGGAAAUACUGCCGCCGACAAAUUAGCCGGUAGGCGUAGUACCCAAGAACCCCCUAAUAUGCCCAUUCCUCUGAUGCGAAACUUUGGGUAAAACAGCAGAUCCGCCAAAGUUGGGACAUAGCCUGGAGAAAAAGUAGAACAACUUUUCUACAAAGAAUUGAAAACAACAGUCUUCCAUGGCAUGACAGAAAUAACAGUAAGGAAAGACGGCUUCUCACCCGUCUUCGAAUUGGCCACACCAAAGUCACUCAUACUUAUCUACUUCAAAGGAAAGAAAACCCUCAAUGCUCUUGCAAUGAGACCCACAUUUCUGUAAGUCACUUACUACUGGAUUGCCAGCAUACAAAGGACGCUAGAAUUAAAAAUAACAUAUGACAGAUCUUAAGAAAUAUUCUAAGUAACGAUGAAAUACAGGAAAAUAAUUGGAAACUGAAUGACCCCGAAGUAGGACCCCGAAUUUCUAGUUCCGAGUCAAUCUCCCCUAUUCUGUAUUUCGAUCGAUUCGAAAUAUUUCGAACGACUUGAUAAAAUUCCAUUCUGUAUUCCGUUCGAGUUGUUUUUGCAUUUCGUUCGAUCUGUUUGCCUUCGAACAUUAAAUGGGCGAAACGUUCGAAAUAGCGAUUGCGAAAUUAUAACUCGAACGAAACAACGGUUUCGAACGAAAUGAAAAUCCGUCGGAAUACAGAAUAAGGCUAAAUAUGUUGUUUCGUUCAGCCAGUAAAGUGGUAAAAACUGGAUCAAUGGAUCCGAGCUUCAUCGUCGGUGAUUUAUUGCCUUUGAUUUGUUGGUGGUUCUAGGAAUUCCAGAACUGACUGAUGUUGUCCUGAUGGACAUGCCGUUAUCUACUGCCGCUUUAGCCAUAUUCAGCUUUCCCAUCGUCCAUUGCAUCCACGACGACUUCCUUAUGUACUUUCGAGGCAUUUGUGUGUAAAGAGACGAGCAAAAAUAUGGUAUUUCAGUUGAUAUGAAAAUCAUUCAAUAUCACAACGUGUGGCGCUUUUACCCCGUCGAAAUUGGUCCGUCUUCCCCCCAGAGCAACUUUUGCAUUAUAUUGCACUUUACACUCAUUAUAUUCAUUAUAUUUUACAUACAUUUUCACGCAGGCAAACCGGAACUAUCUACCGAAUGACUGAGAUACUGGCAACUAACGGAAUGUACAGUUUUUGCUGGAGAAAUUCUUAUUUCGGUUGCCUUGAAAAUUAGAUCGCUUGCAACCACAACGGACGAAAACUUUGUUUUGUUUACAAUGUUGAUAUUCCGUGCGCUCAAGUGUUACAUUUGUGUAUUUUUCGAAUAUAUCCUUCUUUCGGGUGAGUGUCGCAUUCGGGUAGAUGUUACAUUCGGGUAAUUGUUACAUUCGGGUAGCUGUCGCUUUCGGGUGAAUGUUACAUUCGGGUAACUGUCUUCCGGGUGAGUGGGUUUCGGGUAAAUGUGACACAAUCCUAUUAUCCAUGCGUAAUGAAGGAUGCGGAUUCUUCACUUCCGAUCAAGUCCAACAAAAUCGAGUGAGGAGUGUGUCUGCACAGAAAGUUGUAUAUUUUGUAUCUAAACUGUAAAAUUUUGUUUUGUAUGUGAACUGUAAAAACUUGAGGUUGGUUCGACUGGAUGACAUUUUAUAAUCAGACAGAGUUGAGCUGCUGAAGAAUUUUCGAUGCCACGGAAACUUAUCGUGUAUAGCCCCGUUGUGUCAUUGCCGGAACAACUGAUGAAACAAAACUAUCCUGCUAUCUCAGACGUCACGGGUUCAAAUCCUCCCUUCCAUCGAUCCCAGUUUUGAUAAUUUCGAUUUUCAUAUAUUUGUUUUAGCGAUGAAAAAAUUCUGGCCCACGCCCAAUCUGUCUGAUCCGCUCCCAAAUCGAUAAAUAAUCGAACAAUACUCUCACCGAUUUCGACUGGUCUGGGAAAACUUUUCAUUUUUUGUCAGUUGAUAUUUUUGUCACAUGUUAUCCAUUGGUUAUAGUUCAUCCAGUUAUUAUGAUUGAGCAACAAUUCAACAAAAGCAUUUUAUCUGUUGUACCGUUUUUUAUUUCUCCGAUGUAUGUCCUAUUUAUAUCCAUAGAUUAUUUAUUCGGAUUGAGUCAACCAUAUGAGCUGGCAAAACGUUGGAAAGGGUGCACUCCUCGAAACACGGAGAGCUUCGGUACGAAAUCGGUUGAGAUAUAUUGAUGGAAACACUUCUUCACCCUCCAGCCUUUUUUCGUUCUGUUUUAGACAUAAUCUAGUAAAUACUCUGUCUCCAUCCAGAAAUAGUCGAAUCAAUGCAUUAAUUGUAAUUUAAAUUGAUUUGACCGCCGAUGGCGGUAAGCUAAACAAAUACAAAUAUUAAAAUAUGACGAAGAAGAAAGAACGCUAUUGAUAUAUAUAGAUUACAUGCUGUUUAUUUUAAUUAACACACUAUUUAGAAGUUUCCCGCUCUUCAUUUUAUUAUAUUACUUAUAAAUACAUUAUACAUAUUAAUUUAAUUUAAUUAUUAUUAUUAUUACUACUACUAUUAUUAUUACAUUAUACAUUUACAUGUUGAGGUUAGUUUUAUUUUGUGUUUUAUGCAAAAAAGAUGGCGAAAUAUAUUAUUGUUGUAAUAUUAAAAGUAUUGUUCUUACGUUCCACCUCCCUUUAUAUUUUUUUUGCAGCUACCUUUCUUUCAACUAUCUGUGCCAUAUAUACAGUCAACUCUCCCUUACUCGAUGUUCUGUAACUCGAUAUUUUCUCUAACUCGAUUAAUUUCAUGGCUCCUUUGAUUUUACAAGCAUUCUUCUUUCCAUAACUCGAUCCCUGUCUUACUCGAUGGGUUUUGAUUCAUUUUUCCACGGAUUUUCAUCUCCCUAACUCGAUUGAUUUUCGCGUACAUUUAAAGGUAUUAAUUCUGCAAUCAUGUGUAAUGGUAAUUGUAUCAUACUUUCUAUUUCUUCUCAAAGACGUUCAUGUGGUCAGCGCACCCAAAAUCUCUCCGACCAAAGCUCAAAUCGAUAUGUUUACAAUUUUUACACAAAUCUUUACUUCCGUAGCUCAGCAGCUGGACUUCGACAUAAUCAAGAACCUGUACCGGUACUAUCGCCAUUUUCGAUUAAUUAGUUCGAUUAGUUAAACGAAGACUGCAAGAAAUGGAUGAUUCGACGGUAUAUUUGUCCUUUUUAACCUUCAUGUUAUUCAGCAUUCUUACUGUAUUUAAAUGCACUCUAGGACCCUUCAGAUAUACCGGUAUUGGAUGCAAUUGAGACUAUUUAAAAUUGCUUCAGGAAAGCCUGGGUAAGUCUGAGCUUGCUGAUGUCGACAGUACAAUACCGUUUAUUUGUUCAACGUCCUUUAAUGAUUAGUGCUAGAGGCGAAUGAACUACAAAGUUUAAAGCCUCUGAAGAAGAAUGAUUAGUGCGAAAAAGACCAAAACGUGAUUUGCUGUGAUCUGAUGCCAGAUAUCGAUAUACUGAAAUGUGUUGAAAAAGCUGAGUAAAACGCUGAAGAUAGUAAUCCUAUCGAGUUGGAGAAUAUUCAGGAAGGUUUAGAUGAUUGUGUCGAAAUUACACCUUCGAACGUUCAAUCAAAGCUGAAGAAUAUGUCCGGAAUAUUGAAAUCAACUGAAAAUGUACCUGUGAAACUAUUUAUACUUUCUUCGUGAUCGCUACAAUUUAGUUUGAAUAACAUAUUUAAUCAAUAUUUUCUUCGUUAAUCUCGUUCCUUAUACAGUUCGGACUCGAUUAUAUAUGAUUCGAUUAUUAGAAACAAUCAAGUUUAGUAUGAAUUGUUGGGAUUAAAAUAAUAAUCACACAUUAAAAAUUACUAACUUUUAAAUUUUCUACUUCCAAAAUGUUAUUCAAAUCCACUAAUUUAGAUGUUCCACUACUAAAUCCCGUACAAAAUUUUCUCAUCUUUCAAAUGUAAGCAACAGAAUCGGCACGCGUAGCGUACUUUUCAAUGUAGAGCCAGUUUGAGGCAACAGAGUCCGAAACAACAAAAAAAAGUUUUACACUGCCCAUGAUUGCAUAGGAGACGUAAUCGACAACACCAUUAGUGUUGGGAAAACGUUUUUUUGUUGUUUUUGGCUUACAAGCAAAUUUCCGAUGAAAUGAUCUGUCCAGUUGAAGGAUAUUAGCGGCAAAAAGAGGGCCUAGGUGAUUUUGUGGAUUAUAACAUAUUUUUUUUUUUUGGAAAACGCUUGUGUCUAUUUAUGCGGACAAUCAAUCGUUUCAAUGAACAUUUGUCCGCAUAGCUAGACGUAAUCACCAGGUUGUUCUGUUUGUAGCGUUAGUAUUGACAAUUCCGAUAAUAGUCAAAACGUCUCAUUCGGUAGUUUCAGUUGUUAUCGGAUAAAAUCAAAAAGGGUUGGAAGAAAUUUAGUGAACUGUCUGGAAAAGUCUUGCGAGUCUAUGAUAUUACUUUUUUCUGAAGAAUACUCUGGGAUAUGAUAAAAAUAGUUUUUCAAUUAAUUGAAUUUGUAAAGGCAAUCUGCAAAGUUGGUAAUUUUAGCAACAUGAUUUAUCAAUAUCACGAUCAAUCGCAUAAAGAUGGUGGAGUGACUUACUCCAACGGUAUGGGUAAAUGCUGAGUAUGUGGAAUAAUUCAAUGUUGAAUCCGAGGAGUUAUUAUGCUAAGAACCAAUAUUAUAUUAAUUUUACUACUGAUCUGAUUGUUUCAUUAUCUACUUGAAAAUUUAAAUGCAAAAGUUUAGGUAAUUAUAACAUUAAAAAAGACAAUUGCUUCUAUUUGUUCAUCGUGUACAGAAAAUAGUAAUUAUAUGAGCAGCGUUUCAAUGGUUUCUUAUAUUCAUCUAUUAGGAAACACUAAGUAAUAAGACACUAUCGUGACAGACAUGUUUGGACUCUACAAAGCAUGUGAUUCAUAUGUAGAUUUAGCUUAUAGCACAUAAUGCUGACAAUUGUUGAUUUCCGAACGAUAUAUGAAAGCUGUAUGAAACUACGUCUGUUAUGCGGACAAACAGUGAUUUUUCGGAAACGAUUUUCCAAAAUUGCUCAAAUGUUUUCGAACAAAAAAUGUUCGUUUGCAUGUUGAGCAAACGUAUUACAUUGUGUAGAAUGCGAAACAGCGAAAAAGUCGAUUUUGUUCAUUUUGUCGUUUACGUCUCCUAUACAAACAUGGGCAGUAUAACUCUGUCAUCGUUGAAAUUCGAACAUAUGCGUAGAAGGAUUUUUAUCGUCAAAUAUAACUGUCUAUCACUUUCUGAGAGAUUCUGGAAAAAAAAGAGUUUAUGCGAGAAGGGUGUUUUAUGAAUUUAAGGGGAUGAAUCUAAAAUUGAUUUUCAUACCAUAAUUGGGACACUUACCCUAAUAUAAUAUAUUUGCAAUUUAUGACAUAAAAAAAACUUAAAAAAAAUGUUCUGUAUCUCGAUACCUCCCUAACUCGAUGGUCCCCUUGGAUAUCGAGUUAGGGAGUAAUAUUUAUAUAUUUGAGUAGUAUUUGCUGUUCCUCAAUUUUUUUAUUAGUCAUUCAUCAGUAAUUAAUUUUAUCCACAAGUUAUCUACUGAAGUUUUCAUCCGCCUCAGGCUCCUAAUUUGAGCUUUAAUAGUCAUGUUUUGUUCAAAUACACUGUGUAGUAAACUACGAUACGACAUAUCUUUGGAGAAGUGACCGUGAAUAUUCACCGUUCAAAUGAUUUCGGUUUGGGAAGACCGAUCUAAAACGUCUAUCAGUUCCAAAAACGGAAUUGCAUCAGAUUGGGACACCACAUGUUUUGCUAGCCGACUUCCAUCUGCAUCAAUUGGAUGGAAGACACUAGACUUGUGGGAAAGUAACGUGGACGACAAUCGACUUCCGUUCCGACAACAUUUUUUACAACCAAUCUUCUGGUGGCAUUCUUUGUGUCUUCAUCUCGACUAAUUUCAUCGACAAUGAAUUCUGCGUAGAGAGAAGGUAUCCAACGGAUUACUGGUGCAAUACGUGGACAAAAUCAAUACCACGUAUUCCGGAGAUGCCUCCAUAUACUUGCAAUCCGAACAGUGAUCCGAACGCGUGUCCAAUGCAGGAAGGAAGGUAUUGUAUUAUAGAGACUUUAAACUUUUGCAGUUCAUUCGUCUCUAGCCUUGAGAAAGGCCCUUUGAAAAUUCUACUCUACUCUAUUACUCUACUCCAGCGCUACCACCUCCGCCCUCUUGCCUUGAGAAAGGCACUCGAUCCCUCGCCGUCCAGCUCGUCCAGCAACGAUGUUGUCCAGUCGGUGUCCACACAAAGAAUGAGGGGUCCAAUGCGAUGAAGGUACUUGCCUUAAAUAGCUACGACUAUAUUUUUUUACGUAGGACUACGUCUUUGAUUUCUAUAUAGGGGGAUCACUCUACGAAAAAUGUAACAAAAAAUUGAGAGAUUUCAGGUGCAUAUUAAACAAAACCGUUAUUGCGAUAUAUGUAAUACUAUAUACCAUUAGAGAGAAAUUCAUUCAGCAUUUUUUCUGAUUAUAACACAAACAGUGAAGAUAGUAAAACAUGUAAACAAUUUAUCCAAUUAAGUAGGCAUGUUUUUUAGAUUAUACUGGCUGCUUGCGCUGUGGAGGAGGAGCAACAAACAACAUGUUUGCAUACAAUUCGGGCGUUAGCCUCCAUGGUAGAGACAGGCAAACCGUUCAGAACGGUACGAAAGAACUAGUUCGCCAAAAAGAUUAAACGAACGGUCGUUCUUAAAAAAAGGUCGCUCGCCAUGCGAACUGAUUCUGAAUGAAUUGAUUGCGAACGAACGGUUUGAGAACGAAUGAUGCGCAGCUGAAUUGUGUAUUCAGUUAAUAUUACAAUUAAAUUUGCUUCUCGAAAGAGCUUAAAAUUUUUAAUUUCAUGUAUGUUUUUAUUUAUGUGUUGCAUAACAUAUACUGAUAUACUUUCUGUUUAUCAGAGAAAAAAUCCGGAGGACGCUGAGAUAAUUCAUGAAUGGGAUAGACAAAAAAAUUUCUAGCGGAGGAUCAAAUUGAAAAAAAUGUUUUCUUUUGUUGUUUUCAAUUCAUUGUUUGGCCUAUUGUGUGUAUGUGUUACCGUGAUUUUAUUACCGGAAUGUUUGUAAAAAUUGUAAAUUGUCGUUAAGGGAGUAUUUCUCUGAUUGAACUACUAUCAAAUAUGAUAUUUAAUGAAAUGUAGGUUGAGUUCCAUCAGAAAAUAUAAACAAUUGUGUCUAAAAUCUAUCUAUUUGAUUUUUUCAACAGUUUACUUUUGAAAAUCGAAUAAUCAAUCGGAAUCAAUAAUUAAUGAUUCCGGGUUCCUUCCGCCACUACAAUUUUUACAAUCCGUUUGAAGUUCUAUUCAAUUCAUAUAACAAAUGGUUUUUCUAAAGCCCCCAUUUGGAGUAUUGAAUAAGGUUAAAUUGUGCACCCGUGGCCGAGUGGUUAGCGUCAUAACUAACAUGCCGGGUGUUCGGGUUCGAUUCCCGUUCUGGUCGGGGGAAUUUUUCGUCAAAGAAAUUUCCUCCAACUUGCACUGUGAUCACGCGUAUACUAGAGCUUGCCACUCAGAAUGAAUUCAAGGCGUGUUAUUUGGCAUAGAAAUCUUAACUAAGUACUAAUAAAAAUGACGCAAGUAAUACUACGUUGAGACGGCGAAAUUCCUCUAGGAACGUUAGUGCCAUUGAAGAAGAAGAAGAAGAAGAUAAGGUUAAAUUUACGGAUUUCUGAACAGUUACGAAAUUUCCUCAAAGUCCUACGUCAAGCUUCCGUUCGUUCCUUUAGGCUCAGACUCUUCUACUUUUUACUACUGGACCGAUUCAGAUGAUCGAAAUACCAAAUUGGAGUCAAUGCGCUAGUCUUCUGGAAAAUUAUUACAUAUGCGAAAAAAAGGGAUUUUGUUUUCGUAAUUAUUUUUUUUUAUCCCAUUUAUUUAUUUAAGGCUCAUUAGCAUUUUAGCUGUAACAGAGCCAAAUUUGAAUCGUGUACAUGUCACAUGGUUAUCAUAUAUCUAUAACUAGCACAUUACACAGUUGCCAUUCGCCAGUAUUCCUUCUAUACCAUUACAUAUGGUAAAUUCACACAGUAGCCAUUUAGGCGUAAGAGUUGUAUGCUUUCUGUUCCAUUAUCCAGUUGGACCACCGGACAGCGGAGACAGUUGAAUGAUCAUUGUUGAGUUAUUUAUAGAACAGCAGCCCGAUGUGUCUUGCAGAGCAGAGCAGUUGUAUGGAUGAAUCGAUCUUAUUUCGACCGUGGAUCGAUCUCCAUCGCUGAUGAUUGUUGCGUGGACGUAGCUAUUCUGUAACAACACAAAGAUGGUCAAUGAGGGUCCUGAGUUUUGAACUCACGAUCGAUCGCUUACUAAGCGAACGCGCAACCAAUGUGGCUACGAAGACCCCCCUCCGUAAUUAUUGAUUGCAUUCAUUUUUAUAGAUUAGGGUAGGACGGGGAUUGUUGGUCAUAGGGGUAUGUUGGUCAGUGACGAUAUCUUGGAAUCUGAGCGUACAAAAAAUUAGCGAUCUAUGGAUGAAAAAAGUGAAUAGGGUAAAUGAUCUUAGUUUGUCCAAUUUGGGGUGAUUUUACGCAACUAGUAAAUGCAAAUCGAUUUUUCUUCACACAUAAUUGAUACGAGUUUGGGUUUGUUGAAAAGCCCCAAGUCUCUAGUUGCUAAUACUACCAUAAGGUGUUGAAAUUAUUCAAAUUUUUAUGUUUUUUAACGAUUUUCCUUAAAGAAGAAUUAUGAUCAUGGUUUGACCACCUCUGAUCAUGGUUUGCCCAAAAAAAAUGAUCAUGGUUUGUCCGGUUUCAGAAAUCUCCAUUUUUGAAUGAAAACAUUCGAAUUCACAAUUAGAUGUUGUAUUUAUCAUUGCUUGAGUUUACUGUCAUCAUAUUGAUUCAUUCAUAAUUUAGGCUUUCUUCAGAAUAUUGCCUUUUCUUGGGCAUUUUAGAAGUGUUCACCUCAACACAAUCAACACAGAAAAACCAUACUUCUGCUAUGCGCGAAGCACACCAUAAACAAACAUAAACAAACUGCAGCGCGCCAAGCGGUUGCCAUAGAAAUCAUAUGGACAAAACAACAUUAUUGAAUUGGACAACUCAUGAUCAGAAUUGAGUUCAUCAAAAUGCGUUAAUUUAAUGGUUUAGCUAUGUAAAUCCGAUACAAAUGGUGAGCAAGCAUGAUGUUUACAAUAUUUAUAUGUAUGGUAAUCCAGAAAAGGUCUGAAUACGUGCCAAAUAAUCAUCUGGUGAUCGAUUAAAAGUUAGCUCGAAUGAGGGGCGCAUUGACACAAAUAGAAGGUGUAUUUUAUAAUCCUUUAAAACAUGUGAUUUCGUAAAAAUAUACUAUCAAACUACUAUAAAUCAUGUAAAAGGCAAUUUCAUUCAUAUGUUUCGAAACAUUCGAAGGCCUUAUUUGACACAGGAGCGCUGAAUUAGAGCAUUCAAAAAAGUGGGCAAACCAUGAUCAUAUUUUCGACUGGACAAACCAAGAUCAUUUACCCUAGCUGAUACAAAAAAAUAAGCAAAUUGGAAAAACUUUUUAUUAAGCAGGUUAAAAAAUAUGGACAUGGUUCCGAUUUUGCCGAAAUCAUUCACGGUUUGCGCAUUAGAAAUAACCAUGAAAAUAACCAUUUCUGGUUGAUAACCACGAAAAAAAUCGGCUCAAACGUAAAACAAAGGUUUAUUGUACGUAUUAGCUUUAAGUGUUAAUGGAAAUUGCUUUUAAAAUAAUUUUUAUUAUGUUUUCAUGAAUAUUCUUUUUCAUAUAGAGAGUGGCUAGUUGGUCACACAAAUUGCUCGUUUAAGAGCAACGCAUAUAACAUUUUCAGGUAUGCCGCGUUUCAUUACGCAAGCUAUAAACAAAUAUAGAAAGCAUAUGUUUUACUGCUAAACCCAGUGUAUUUUUGAAAUGAGAUUUCUGAACAGCGUAGAGAGAAGGUAUCCAUAUCUGGAGGCGAUUUCUAUAUACUUUAGGGUGAACGGUACAAAUGUCAUCAAAACAAAUGCAAGCAAGAAUGAAAGCGGUUGUGCGUCGCAGGGAUGCCAGGUGAUUUUUUUUUCAAAAGUUUUGACAUGGUACGAGAAAAUGUCUUCACCAUAAUAUCGAAGGAAAGUUCUUCACACAAAAACGAAACUGUGAUAACUCUAUUUGUUUAUUUCAGCUUUGAAAUUUUGGUUGUAACUCAAACCAUAUCCAUGAAACUAAUUGUAGAAAACGGUAUGUAUCCGGAAAACCUUCGAUUUGUGAAUUGGUCGUUUGAAAGAUCUAGGUUAAUAUAUUGCAUAGUAGGGCCAAAAUAAUAGAAAUUCAAUGUCACAAUCAUUCGAAUUUUCGAGCGCAAAUGAACUAAUGUUUACUAGAGACAAUAUGUAUUCAGACCGCGUCGUUCGCUGAGAUUAAAGCCCUAUUUUUCGACGAUAUUUUCGGCCAAUAGUUAGAAUGUCAUGGAAAUAAUAUCUUUUUAAAAUCCACGUACGCUAUCAUACUGAAAUGUAUUCACAUAUAAUGUUCACAUAAUGUUUUCAAAAUGUCAUCACAAAAUCAAAUGUCUUUAAAAUGAAGACAUUCUUCAAACCUGGCAUCUCUGGUUCGCCACAAAGUGGAAGACAGACGAAAUCGCUAGAAAAGAUUGUCUGACUAAUUUUCAACGAUGAUAUUUGAAAUUUUCAUUAAUUUGUUUUUUACAUGCUACAUGAUAUUGUUCAACUGUUUCUGUUUUGAUUUAAUUAAUUAAUUUAUAAUGAAGGAAACUUCUAAUGGAAGAACGCUUAUUAUUUGCUCAAAAAUAACAUGCCUAUUGGUCAAUUCACCCCGUGUGUAGCGUUGGUUGGUCAAUUUAUUCUGAAAUAUAAAGACGUUAAAUAAAAGAAAAAAUUGAAAUAAUUGAUUCUCUGGUCAUUUUUCGUUGAAAGGGUAAAAGGUAAGCUUCAUUGUGGUACAUAACAUUCUAACGCAAAACUUCGUACUACAAAGUUAUAACCAAAUUUAUUCGAAAAUGACCAACUAGCCCCGCUCUACCCUACUUGGUUAACGAAAGCGGACGCUAUAGUUUUUUAUAUCUUUUUUUGAAAGCUGAGGUUUUUUUUACAUAACAUAUUCAAAAAUCAGAGAGGUGUUUUUUCGCUUUUAAUUUAUGUUUUUUUCAAAGUUAACAUGUUUUGUUUGCGCAAAUAGUUUAAUGAAGAAUAUAACAAAACUAAUUUUAUUCCGAAUGGGUAUCGAUCUGGAGUUCUUAAAGUCCGAGAAAGACGUACCGAAAUUCAAUUUAAUUAAUUUAUGAGGUACUAAAGUACGAAAUUUAUUCAAGUCUCUACGUAUAACAUAAUAGUCGAGGAUUUGAAAUCAUAAUAAGUGUUGAUAAUUUAACCAUGUUACAAUCGCUAUAAAUCAUGACGCAUGGCAGUCUAGUAGCAUAGAAAUAUUGAAUGAAGUCUGAGAAUAUGUUAACUUUGAAAAUUCAUAACUCAAAAACGAAGAAAAUCUCUGAUUUUUGGAUAUGUUAUGCAAAAAAAACAUCAGCUUUCAAAAAAAAAAAAUAAUAUAGCGCCCUAUGUCGUAUAAUAUUUAAACAAUAGAAAUCAAAUACAAUCAAUAAUUACGAAAACAAAAUCCAUUUUUUUUUCGCAAAUGUAACAUUUUUUUCAAAAAAGACUAGCUCAUUGGCUAUAAUGUUAUACUGACGAUUUUCACUUUUCUUCACAAAACGUUGUUUUUAUGCAUAAUCUUACGGAAAAACACAAAAAGAUAUAUAGUUUAUUCCCAACUUUAAAAAAAGUCACAGGAGGGUUGUGUCCAAGACACGACCGCAUAGCUGACGUAGGAUUCCGUUAGACUAUCUGUUGAUUUUGGAUAUGUUUGAAGAUUUACAUCUUUAAACUCUUUAAUAAUGAGUUGGUGGGCCAGAAAAGGGCCGUUUUGUUUGGUUGUUGGGUAUUGUACGUUAACUCCACCAGUGUUCACCGAGUGAUGAUGGCAGAAGGAUGGUAAAUAGUCGUUAGAUGGUGCGUAUCAGAUUAUCUUUUACCGAAGUGGAACGAGAUAUGAUGAAAACCGCCCUCUGCGAUCCUAGACGAGAUACCUCCUGUGUUAUGUAUGGAUGAAAUAAAGAAAAAAAACUCACCAAUGUAAUAUAAGAUAAUUACCAAUCCAAUACCGAACACAAUCAUAAUUUUUUCUCAUCAGUAAAAACAUGUUACUUUAAUAUAGAGAAAACAUAUUUGGAAUGGAAAAGGUAAUGUUCUUUUAUAAUUUUUAAUUUCUGAGUGUUUAUUCAACCCAAUUCGAAUUUUAAUUGGAAUAACAACACCUAAUAUUAUAUAUAGAGGAUAUGGGAAAUCACUUUUUUCUAAUAUUUAUUCAUUGUUCCAAUUUUUCUCGCCGUAUAAACUUUCCUUGAGUGAAAAUGAACACAACAAAACAGACAGCUUAAACCAAACGACUUGUUUUCGAGCGGGAACGCACCUUGGUUUUUGAUUUUAGUAAAUUAAAAUAAAUCGUUUCAUAUAUGAAGUCAUUUUUAACACAACUACUUCCAUAUACAAUUUUACACUUACACUUGGUGCUAAAUUGUUCACAAUAAACGAUCGGUCAUUGAUAUGAAAUUUCACGAAGCAACCCCCGACUUGCAUAUAUUUGCAAUGUCGAUUUCCCCCAGGCAGCUUGGUUUUGAUGUCUCUGUUAGGGACCCGCCGCAUGUGUUGUCAAUUUCGACCAAUCAGAAUGUUUUGGUUUUGGUGGGUAUUUCCGUUAGGAUAGGCGAUGAGAUUUUUCAAUUGUUUGAUAGUUAGUUUCAUGACGUAUAUUAUUUUCUUCAAUAAAAAAGUUGUUAUGGAGUACCGAAAUCAAUUGACGCAAAAAUUUCAUCAAUCCAUCAUGAAAUGACUGAGUAAUAAGCGUUUGAAAUUGGACAAUUUUCACGAUGCAAUCGAUUUUCGGUUUUCAAUUUGUACCCCAAUAUGUUCCCGAAAGACGUAAUCCUACGUCAAAAAAAAAACAACAUCAAGCUCAAUUGUCCCAUGUUGAUAUUCUAGGCAUAACAUGAAUUUUUAAACCCGUAAUCAAGCUUGAUUGAUUCAGUGAGGGGAUCUCAUCACAUUUCAUCAAACAAUAGUAUAGUGCUUAUAAAAAACCCGGUGUAUUGCUAAACUGAAAUGCUUAAAGCUUUUGGUAGACAAAUAUGCGAGAAAACUUUGAUUGCGUUUUUCUCAGUUGCUAAUUUUGGAACAUGGGAAAACUAUGCGUAGAUAUGAUUUUUUUAAAGCUAUUUUAGGUAAAAAGGGGGAAAAUUGGGGGCCCCGUCACCCAGAUAUGGGUGACCCUCUUCUCGUUCAUAAUUAGUAGGAUUUUUAAAUAGAGUUUGAUGGAAUAAGUAUCUAUAUUUAAAUUUAGAAUGUGUAGAAAAAUCAUCUAUAUUUCGGAUGGUACUACUUCUUAUGAAGCUCAUAUAAUGCGACAUUGGCACUUGUUAUAGUUUGUAUGUUUCAAUUAUGUGCGUCUUCAAAUUCGAAAACAAUAUUGGUGGAUUAUGUAAAAGUUGUCUGAAAACAAUAUUUGACCUUUGUUAAUAUUUAUCCGCAAGUUGGAUGUGGACGUCUUCGCUAUGUCAACACGCUUUCUUCCUCUGGUAUGUAAUCUAGACAUACUUUCGUGGAGGAUAUUUACGCUUCAGUUUGAAUAAUUUUGUGCCAUGCUAACGUGAGAAGUAGUCCUGAGCCAAUCCCUUUAUUACCUUAUAAUGGCUAACGAUGAGAAAUAACAUCAAGAAACUCAGCCAAAUGCCAGCUCGGUAAUCGACUCGACAGAGCUUCGUUUGAUGUUGUUGAAAGCGGACACGGUCAGCUGAGAAGCGACAAUGAAUUGUCUUUGUCAAGGCAGUUGGAGAACGAGUUUGGAUUGAAGUUGUCCACAUUGGUCCUUUCCAGGGCUAGAGACGAUUGGUGGUAGUCUGUUUGGUGGUAAUCGAGUCGACAUCGAAUAUUGGCGUGCGUCGAGCGUCGAGCGAGUAGAUAGCCGCCAAGAAGAAACCGAAAAAUGUCAUCACUGUUGGCAAAUAAUCUUCCGCUACAACCGGAAAAAAAACAGCAGCCGCUGUCGAAAAACUCAAAGUUUCUACUGUGAUGACGGUAAGCAACAAGAACAAGGCUCCCGUUACUGCACUAACUAAUCCAACUAAACCAUCGAAGUCCGUUGCACAGAAGUUAAAAACACCGAAGCCAAAGAAAGCAGCAGAGCGGUUCAGAAAAUAGUUACAGUCAUCACACAUCACGCACAACACGAGGGAUUUUCUUUUCAGUAAACAAAAUCCAGUUCAUCUCAGAACUAAAUAUUACUUCGAAGCGUUUCUAAAAUACUGCGAUCAAAUACAUUCUUUUUAUAAUUUCUUCGAUCAAGUGCGAUCCACGUAAUAUUACCUCUUUCUGCAACUUAUUAGGGGUACAUUGAUUCUUGAGAGACGUUGACAUGAUUCGCCGUCAAACGAUGUUUUCUCAACAAUUUCUCAAACGGAAAGUGGGUGUUGUGACGAAGGAAGAGCGAGCGCAACAUCUAUGUGGACUGAUUGGAAAGGACAUAUAUUUUGUCUAUUGGAAAUGAUAUAGAUGUAACUUCGAACGAAUGAUCACUAAACCAACGAGAGCCUUCCCUCCCCCUACACCCAAACUAGCGUUGGCUGAAAACAUUUCAUCUUUGGCAGAAAUGAUGCCAUUUCGUGUGCUGGAGGGUCAAAUGCGCAAAGAAUGAGCUAUUUUAAAAGCUUAAAAAUGGUUUGUAUGUAUGCGAGCAGACAUCUCUUUCUGUUUUCUUUUCUCAUUUCAUUUGGGAUUGUGCCAAAAAAAAGUCCAUACGGCGUCAAUGGGGAUCUAAGGCCGGCUGGAAUGCAAAGCUAUUUCACACGACCACGCUAUCCAUAUAGCUGCCAGUGCUGUUAUAUAGAAUCGUGAUAAUAUUACACCUCAUCAUAACAUGAAGUUGGAAAGUGUUUUCUUAGAAGAUAAAGGAGAACAUGAACGAGAAUAUAUCUUUCUCUGUCUGGGCCGUGUAUUUGGCAAACUAUACGAAAAGUUUUCAUAUGCUUUCAUUUGAAUGUGUCUCCUGUUUCGCUCGUUCAUAUUGGCUCUAGCAUAUAUAUUAUACAAAUGAUAUACAUGUAUUGGAGAGUCGAACUUUUUGUUGUUGUUAUUUUUCAUUUUUCAACUCAUACUUGUUGAAAUUCAUCGAGACUAGUUGCUUGGUUGAAGCUCAUAAUACAGAUUUUCUUCCGGCCACACCAGACCCAGAAAACCUUCUUUGGAGUUAUAUUCACUUGCCCAAUAUGUUGUUUCAACUCAACAUUAUUGUUAAUGAUUUGCCCUUCACAAUUCGCUUCAAAUGUGUAUUUUUAUGCUCCCGUGGCCGAGUGGUUAGCGUCACCCAUUAUCAUGCCGAGGGUUUGAGUUCGAUUCCCGUUCUAGUCGGGGUGUUUUUCGUCGAAGAAAUUUCUUGCACUGCACUUGCACUAAGGUCACGCAUAUUCAGGGGCUUGCCACUACAGAAUACAUUGAAGGCGUGUCAUUCGGCAUAGAAAUUUCAACUAGGUACUGCUAACAAAAAUGACGCAAGUAAUACCCAUGUUGAGAAGGGUAAAGUUCCACUGGAAACUUUAGUGUCAUUUAAGUCAAGCCAUGAAAUUUCGUUGCGUUUAUGAAACGAAUCGUAGAUUGAGAUGCGUUCCUUCAAACCCUAUCGGGUUGUGCAAAUGUUGCAACCUUGGACAAUAUUUGAUCUCGUUUGGUAUUCGAUAUGUCAAAUCCGAUCGUGAAUAUCGCCUUUUAUUACGACUUCAAAAGAUGUGAUCCUGCGCUGUUGGACGAAGCUUUGGCUAAUGUGGACUGGGUACUCCUUCUGUCUGACUGCCCAGUAAACACUGCUGUUUCCCGUUUCUACGAAGUCGUUAAUGCUCAAAUAGAUGACAAGGUACCGCUCAAGAAGAAAAAAUCGCAAAAGCACCACAAAUGCCACUGGUGGUGUAAGGAAUUAGGAACGAAUCGCAACAGACUUCGAAAAAUUCGCAAACGUUACUUCAAGAAUCGUUCUGCAGAAAACAAGCUAGCUCUCCAGAGCGCGGAAAGAACCUACAAUGAAUUGAAGAACGCUGCAUUUCGCAACCACAUCAACCGUUUGGAAAGAAAUUUUAAGCGCGAUCCGUCAUCUUUCUGGACCUUCAUCAGUCCAGAAAGAGUCUGCGAACCUUUUCGCUGACUUUUUCAGCAGCGUUUACACUAAUUAACCAUCCAUCGUUGAAAGCGAACUAAACUCUUCUCACACCCUUCAUCUCCCUCGCCUUGCAUUGUCACCUAGUGACGUUCAGACGGCGCCUUCAUCUGUAGAUAUAUCGAAAGGCGCAGGGCCUGAUCGCCUACCACCAUUGGUGUUAAAACAAUGCGCCACAUCGUUGUCGCUCCCCGUGUCGAUUCUCUUCAAUAAGUCGUUAUCUGAUGGAGUGUUCCCGAAGGCAUGGAAGAUCGCAUCGAUUUCACCAAUCCACAAAAGCGGAAAUAUCCACAAUGUUGCCAACUAUCGCCCGAUCUCAAUAUUGAAUUGUCUAGGUAAGGUUCUAGAGAAAAUGGUACAUGACGUCAUUAACCGCUCCGUUCGACAUGUUAUAUCAGAUAGACAGCACGGGUUUAUGAAAAGUCGCUCAACUACUACAAACCUGAUGACGUUUGUGCAUGGACUGAUUGGGAAGCUCGAGAAACGGAAACAGGUCGACACAGUCUAUAUAGAUUUUGCCAAAGCCUUCGACAAAGUUCCAUAGGCCUGCCGGAUUGGAUCACUAAAUGGACGCACUCUUACUUAACAAGUCGCGAGGGGUUCGUUAAGUUCAAUGGUGCCAUGUCUGGUACAUUCAACAUCCCCUUUGGAGUGCCACAGGGCAGCCACUUAGGACCACUCAUUUUCAACAUUUUUGUCAACGACAUCUGCAGUCUUCUUCGCUGCGAUUGCCUGAUGUAUGCAGACGACCUUAAGAUCUAUCGUACCGUGUCCUCGUCGCUGGACUGCUGUGUGCUACAGGAGGAUCUAAACUCACUACUAGAUUGGUGCUCUUCAAAUGGCAUGCAAGUGAACACUUCGAAGUGUAAAGUCAUGUCUUUCACUCGUCAACGCUCUCUAAUCGAUUUCGCUUACACAAUGGGUACAAGCAACCUGGAACGCUUUGAGAAAAUUCGAGACCUAGGCAUACUGAUAGACUCCAAAGCGAAAUUCAACGCUUUGAAGACCCUAUUUUGUUCUCUAGUUAGAAGCACAUUAGAAUAUACAGUACAAGUUUGGGCACCAUACCACAGAGAGCAAAUUACUCGAAUCGAAAACGUCCAGAAAACUUUCAUAAAAUAUGCAUUGCGCCGCUUACCCUGGACCAGUGUUGUAAACGGUCGACAUUUCUCUCAACCAUCAUAUACUGCCCUUGCUCAAGAGUUACGGCUCAAUAUGUAUUGCGAAUGUAACCAAGAAUGCAUUGCUCGGUUCUAACAGUCACAUCAGAAAUAAACGCACGGCCGCAAACACGACUAUCAAUUGAUCCUUUUUUAUGUUUUCUCUUUCUGUCGACCGUACCCAGAAGAGCGAUGAAAAUAUGCUAUUUCCAUUCUACCAUUCGUGCUCAUAACCAUCCCUCAAUUCCGGCUAAUAUGACUGUAGUUUUAAUGUAAUUUGACAUUAAAACUGCAGUGGUGUGCAUUCUUUUUCUCCCUUUAUUCUGCAUUCAAGCGUAGCUGCACAUAUACAUCCACCUGCUCACUCACACAUCUAUACACGAUGGAUGGUAUUCAGACGGAUUGCUAUAUCAAAGCAACCGUUGAACUCUCCCCUAUCAAGUGCGAAUGUGUUGAAUGAACGUUUUCAGCGGUGAGCGUUCCCCGUGAACACUGUUGUUUAAUUACAGGGCGAUGGAUAUCUAAUGUAUAGGACGAAAAAAAGCCGAAAUGUCAUAUGACAUUUUUAGUUCAACGGUUGCUUGACUGUUCAUUUUAUGAUGUUCAUUAAUGACACAGCACAUACGUCUCCAUGAACAGUCAUACGAUGGUGACCAUUAGCAACACUGCCCUGGACCAAUCCCGUAAUUUUUUUUUUUUUCUGUAUUAUAGUGACUUUCAACGUUUCUGGCUGGUUCGUCACUUUUACACCUUCCAUUUUGGAAGAAUGUCGGGAGUGAGAAUUGAACUCGUGAUCUUGAGCGUGAGAAGUAUGGAUGUUACUUCCACGCCAGAUCGGCUCCACGUCUCCCGUAAUAUUACCGGCAUAUGAGGAUCGAUGUAAAUUGAUCGAUUUAGAGACGUUAGCCAAGCGGCGGAUAAAUUCGCGCAGGCUGUUUAUAUUCGAUCUGAUCACCGGCCGUCUGGAUUGUUGCUACUUGCUAGAGAAUUUGAACUUCCAUGCACCUGUGCGAAAUCUCCGGAAUCGAGUCCUCUUGUGGGUUCCUGCUCAUCGUACUCAGUACGCCUAUUUCGAGCCUCUGAUCACCAGCAGUAGGCUAUUCAACGAAGUGACAGACGUUUUUGACUUCAACAUUGCAAAAAAUACAUUUAGAAAUAGAAUAAGACAAAUGAGAUAGUUAACUCUGUACUACUUUUAAAGUCGAAGACGAUACGAAAUAAAUAAAAUAUGAGUUAAUAUGUAGUCCAUACAUUGUAACGUUUUUCGUGCCCAUGCUUCACCAGGUGCUCAUGAGCGGUUUUAGACAUCUGUAACGAAUCUACUAAUUGAUAUGUCGAGUACUGAGCAUCAAAUCUUGACAAAUGGCUCAAUUUAAUUGCCAUCAGUAGCAUGUACUUUCCAGACAACCCACUAGAAGCGUAUUACAAAAAUUAUCAGAUAUCAAUAAAGAAAACAUCAUUGCUAGAAACAGAUCUCCAGAGAUACGGCCCGUGCACCAAUGGAAGAAUUUGUGGUUCAUUUAAAUUUUUGGGAAACCUUGGGAGCUCUCGAAAAAUGGAAACGAAGUGAUUUUGUGAUUUUGAAUACUACAAAAAUUCCAACAUUCUUGUUUAUGUUUACCCGACGGAAUUCAUGGUCCUCUAUUACAGAUUGGAAUAAAUUGGUAUCAGGGAAUAAGUUGUCAUAUGGAAAAUUAUGGAUGUUCGACUGGGCAGCAGUCUCAGGCAUCUCAGUCUUUUUGUUGAUGAAUUUUUAUUUUUAUAUCAUAGUUCUCAGGGCGAACGUAAAGUUUAAAAAAUCUUGUAAUUACGGAGCAGAUCUCAUUCAAUUUUAACCAUUAACAUGAAUGUUUUACUUUAAAAAAUAUUUUACGUUUACACGUUUCCAUUUUUGUAACCCCUACCCUCCCUAAAGUUGUCCACGUGGUAUGUGAACAGCCUCUUAUAUUUUCUGCAAACGCUAGUUUGGAUGUACCUACCACAAUGUGACAUAUUAUACAAACAGUGGAACCUCAGAAUAAUACAGAAACCAGUUCGUCCGAUACGUAUUUUGCCUGUUCCAGAGAAGCAGAAGUUGUCGAGUUCAAAUAAUUUUUCUUUGGAACAGAAUACACCUACGCAUUGCUAUCAUUCAUGUUUUGCCUCUAACUUAUUUUUUGUAACUUGCCUGAUCAGGAGCUUCCGAUUACAUCGUCAUGGUAAAUAAGCGUUUAAAAAAGUAAAGUUCAAUAGUGCUUCAUUAAAACAACAACACCUAAUACAGGUCGAACUCGAUUAUCCGGAGCAUUGAUUUUUUUUUCACUCCGGAUAAACGAAUCCUCCGGAUAAUCGAGUCAAAUCAUUUUUUUUUCUUUAUUUGUUUUUUUUUGCAUGUAUAUUUCGUUUUUUGAAAAUAAAAGAGAAAUUUGAUUUUUGAGUCAUCCCCUUAAAGUCAGAAAACACCUUUCUCACAUGAAAAACAUCAAUUUAUCCAGAUUCUCUCAGGAGGUGAUAGACGAUCAUAUUUUAUGGAAAAAAUCCUCCUACGCAUAUGUUCAAAUUUCAACAAUGACAGAGUUACAGAACUUUUUUUUUGUUACUGACUCUGUUGCUUCAAACUGGCUCUACAUUCAAAAGUACGCUACGGAAGACGAUUCUGAUACUUUCAUUUGAAAUAUGAGAAAAUUCAGUACAGGAUAUAGUAGUGGAACAACUAAAUUAGUGAAUUUUAAUUACAUUUUGGAAGGGUUUGGAAGUGGAAGUGAAACACUUAAAAGUUGAUAAUUUUUAAUGUGUUAUGAUUAAUUUUAUCCUAAAAAAUUAUAUUAAACUAGAAUGUUUCUAUCAAUUAAAAUAAAGUUCUUUAACCGCUCCACUAUUUGUUUAUUGACGCACAACUUCUAUCUUUCUUAAUUUGGCUGCAAUAUCGAUAUAAACAAUUCCUGGUGAAAAUUCACGCAAAAUCUUCAAAAAUCACGAUUUUUACCCCACUGAACAUGUGAUAGCCACUUAAACUUCGCCUUAACGUUGAAAGGUUACAUUUCUUCAUGAAAUAAGCCAUAUUUGAAAUAUAUAAAAAAAAAAUAUUUGUUUUCCAAACUGAAUAUAAUCGAGUCCAUAAUUGUAUAUAAUCGAAUCACAUAUAAUUGAGUCUGUAUAUUAUCGAGUCCGACCUGUACUGUAUUCUAUUAGUCAAAUCAUUUCAUUUGAUACCAAUAUUGAGAGGAUUGCAAAAAAUACAUAGUCGACCAUUUUGUGGCGGAGACCUUUUCGAGUUUAUGUUGUUCAUAGUGUAGUGUAUCCCAAAUCAAGUCAUUCAGCCAUUUUUUUGCGGCGGUCAAAUUGAAUUUUUCAAGACCAUGGAACACGCAGUUUUGACAGUAGAAUUGAAUGUAUGUUCCAAAUUUCAGAUCAACCAUUCAACAGGAACGGGGUCAAUUUUCUAUUAAUGUGGGACAACCCAACAAACAUUCAAACAUACAUAAAAACAGGUUAAGCUGAAUGAAACCAUUCAAAAAUUAAUUAGUUGUUUGGGGACUGCGACCAUCUUAAAAUUGGAUUUUUCAUUAUCUGCUGUGUUCUACUAGUCAAGAACUUUCUUUUGAUACAUUUUUGGGCAUUUUUCAUAAAUAACUGUAUUCUACUAGUCAAGCCCUUCAUUUGAUACCCAUGUUAAUGGGGUUGUGAAAAAAAAAUAUAUGGCUCCAUCUUGCGGUGGCAGCCAUUUUGAAUUUCUACUAGUCAAGCCCUUUCAUUUGAUACCCAUAUUGAUGGAGUUCUGAGAAAAUAUGCAAUCCGCCAUUAUGCAGUGGCCGCCAUCUUGGAUUUGCAUUUUUCAUAAAUAACUGCAUUCUACUAAUCAAGCCCUUUCUUUUGAUACCCAUAUUAGCUAUUCAAUAUAGAAUUAUUAUACAAAUUAUUCAAAAUUUCUGAAAAUCAAAAAUAAAAUAAUCCGGGUAUUUCCACAACAUAAACACCAAUGUAUACUCAAUCUGAACUCUGGGCGUCUGACAUAGCUGAUCCGUAUUUUGGAUAUCAUUAAUUCCCGAACUGCGACCGCAUCAAUUCUCUAGUUGUUUAUUUCUUAAUUAUUUGCAAAAAUCUUCGCAUGAAAAAAUCCACGGAAUCCAACAAUUUCUGAUAUGUGACCCUAUUGAAUUACAACAAGUCAGUCGGUCAAGUCAUUUUGUUACAUUUAUGAUUUGAUAAAUGUAGUGAGCGAAGAUUCUUUCUCCAAACAAAUCGCGACCAACGUUUCUAUUUUGAUUUUUCGAUUUUCGGUUAUGAAAUGUACAGAAAACUUCACAGAAAAAAAACCGUGAAAACAGUUUGUCGCUUGAGCAAGUGAACGAAAGUGAAACGAAAAACAAAAAUCUUCAUAUAUACAAACACCAUUAACAACAAAAAAAACCAUACCUAGAUAGAGAGUAAGCAAAAAAGAUGAAUCACAGAAUUAAACACAGGCAAAUAAGGAAUCAUGUUAGGGAAAAAUGAGUACUAAUCACAGAUGAGAUAGAAUUCAGCCUGGAUCAACAAACAAUUUAAGUGUAAUAUAAACAGAACAAAAAUUGGGAAGACGAAACAGUUUCAAAAUCGGAUGGGAUGAAAAACAAACAAAAAGCAAACGAGAUUCUAUUUUUCUAUUGCGUACAUCUAGAAGAUAGGAGUGCAAGCUUAUUAUAGCGCUGCAUCAAUCGAUAAUAAGAGAGCAGAUUAUAUAACGGUUAACUUUUGUCAGUUUUGUAAAGAAUCACAAACAAAAAAAAUCAACACAACCUUAACAGCUUAGCAGCAAGAGAUCAGUAGAGAAGAAACAGAAACAAAUCUUACAUAGAAAUACGUAUUGUUAUGAAGUUCAAAUCCUAUGCAAACGACAGCCAACAAAACCGUAAAACUAAUAGAGAUUUUAGUGAAUCAGCCAAGAAGAGUAAAAAAGGGUUGCCAGUGAUCUGGCACACGUGUGAUCGAACACUGGCAACGUUUUGUUUUUCUAUCCGUUUGGAUCCAAACAUGGCGACGAGAAAACGUAAAAAGACCACUGCCCACAACAAAAAUAUGCAUCGAUCCUUGCACAUGAGUGGUUAUUCUGAAUCAAACGUACAAAUUUUCAAAUCAUUACAUUAUUUUUCAAAAUAGUACACAGAGAAAAAAACGAACAAAUCAUCAGAGCAGAAAUGCAAACUUACGAUUGGUACCGAAUUGGUGGCCUCGAUCAAGGAAAUAAUGGUAACAUCCUUCCCCCCCCCACUAACUCCCAUUCCCACGAAAUUCAUUAGAUAACACUCUUAAUGUUCAAUGUGAAAAUGGAAGAUACAAACUUUCAGUUCAAAUCACCCCUAGAUAUUUACUCACUCUCUCUCUCGUAUGAAUGUGGAAAUGUAAUUAAUGUUCUAAAACUGUGUGAAGAACGGUAUCCAAGAGGAGGGUAAAAUGUUGACCACGAUUGGGAAUGGAAGGCGAAUGUAAAUACACACUUACAAAGACUAUGGGAGAAUAAGGGAUUUUCUGGUCACCCUAUUAGGGAUCCGAGAGCGGAAUAAUCUGAUGAAUUGAUGUUUUCUAGAAACAAAAAACAAGUAAAAAUUCCAUAUUGGCUCUAGAGUUAGGAACAUAAAAUAAUUAGGACAAAUUGUAAAUUAACCAAUUGGCUAACCAAACCAAAAUAAAUCAACGAUUGGACAUUGAAAAUGCACGGUGAUUGUUGCCUAAAAAAUUAUGUUAAAUCAAAACAAAACGCUCUUAUCAAAGCAUAACUACCAUUCGGCUAUGUUUCGUGGUGAGGUCCAGGUUUCCGGAGUUUUGGACGGAGAAACAAAUGAUGAUGUGUGAACAAAAAGUCUGUAAAAAAUGUGUUAUUAUUUCGAUGUGUACAUUCGAAAAGAAACUGUUAAAAGUGUAAUCAAAUCCAAGUGCAAUUUUUUUCAAAAUACCGAAUAGAUUUUUUAUCUAAUCAAAAUUAAUCGUAAUUUGACAUUUUAACUAGAGGCUAAGUAAAUCAAAAUUUUCCCAACUUUUUGGUGUAAAUAAUGAGAAUCAGAAUCGACUUCAUCAGCUUAUUCGAGUGCGCGCGUGUUUAAUGUUGUGCGGAAGGGGGGGGGGGGCGGUAAUAAGGGAGGGUCGAAUCGCUUUGAAGCUCUUUUGUAUACGAGGGAUAAUUGCGCCAAUUACCGGAUUCCGGAUCCCGCCAUAGGGUGGCCAGGAUGAUGCGAAAUGGUGGGCUGUGUACUACAGUAGAAAUUAUUGUAAUGUUUCUGUACAUACAAACAGUCAACAGACAAACACAAACAGACAUACACACGCAGAGACGGAGGAUGAAAUGUGAAACUCGAGAAAUUUGUUACCAAGAUUUUUGUCAUAAUUUAAGAUGAAAUCCGCUUUGUGUUUUCCUCAGCGAAGCAUGAGCUGGGUUUGUACAACAAGUGAUUCAAUACUAGACCACAUAAAGCACACACACACACUCACACUCAUUCAUACACACAUACCAGAAACAAAAAUUUAUUGUUAGUAACGAAAUUAUAUUUAAAAUAGACAAGAAAACAACAUCUGAUUGGAUCAAAAAAUAACAGAAGUAAAGUUACAAAAAUGAAAUGGAUGAUGGUACACAGAAAUAGUGCUAGAAGUGUAAGUAUAUAUAUACAUUAUUAUACUUAUAAUUAAUAUGAACUUCAUCAUACCGAUAUUAUUGGAUUGUAUUUAAAGGUGAACCAGAAAACAAAAAAAAACAACACAUUGUAAUUAAUAUUGAACUAUUAUAUAUUUGAUUCAUAAAGAUGAAAUAAAU